Molecule: messenger RNA, 918 nt
Organism: Parnassius mnemosyne (clouded apollo)
Lineage: Eukaryota; Metazoa; Arthropoda; Insecta; Lepidoptera; Papilionidae
Source: the annotation of a GenBank genome assembly
AUGUCUGCGUCGGAGUUGAUGCGUUACCAUGAUAGUGAUGAAGAUGAAGAUCAGAUGCAUUGCCAAGAUAUGAUCCAGGACCAGGAAGUCACCGAAGAUGAAUCUGACAGUGAUAGCUCAGACAACGCUCCUCUUUCGGAUUUACUAAGAUCUAACUAUUUCUAUGGGAAAAAUAAAUACAAAUGGGCAAAGACGUCACCUUUUGUUAGAGUACGUACACCACAACAUAAUAUUAUAUCAUCUCGUGUAGGUUAUUCUAAGUUGACAGCAAACGAUGAGAAAGACCACUACAGCAUCUGGAAUAAGAUAUUUGAUGAAGAAAUGCUCCAACAAAUUUUGAUUUGUACAAAUGUUAAGAUUUCUACAUACAAAAUGAAGUUUGCUCGUCAGGACAGACCUGAAUUGAAUAACUUGUACUUGGUUGAACUGAAAGCUUUUAUCGGACUACUAUUUUACUCAGCUGUUUUGAAAUCAAACAAGGAAAACUCACGUUAUUUUUUCGCUUCAGAUGGCACAGGUUGUGAAAUAUUUAGAUGCGCAAUGUCAGAAACAAGAUUCCUAAUCUUGCUCUUAUGUCUUCGAUUCGAUAAUCCUUAUGAUCGCAAUGAAAGGAUAAAGACUGAUAAACUAGCUGCUAUAUCGCCAAUUUUCAACAACUUUGUAAGUAAUUCUCAACAACUAUAUGAAUUGAGCGAAUGUGUUACUGUGGAUGAAAUGCUCGUCAAAUUUCGGGGAAGGAGUCACAUGAUAUCAUAUAUGCCGAAAAAGCCUGGUAAAUAUGGCCUGAUAAUACGAGUUUUAUGUGACGCCAACAACUAUUAUUUAUAUAACGGGUAUGUUUAUUCUGGAAAAGACUCCGAUAGCAUCGGAUUGACCACAGAAGUGAAAAAAUUCUUGGUUCUAACUCAGUGUGUGUAA